CGCUAUGCGACGGCGCCCUCGCUGAAAGCGACGAUGGCCCUGCGAUAGCGCGCGAUGCGGACGCCUCGCUAGCGGACUUGCUUUUAUUUCCAUUUCCCAUACCGAAGCACACGCAACAACCUCGCUCCAGCUUCCGAAUCCGUCACAUCGUCCACCUCAUCACUCAACACAAACGCCUUGCACGUUCGUCUGUCUCCCUUGCGCCCCGGACCAGGUAAAAUCAUGGCCGACAUGAUCCCAUGGGAAGUGCGAAUGUCGCGGUCGCGUCAGCAGCCUUACUUCUUCAACAAGGACUCGCAGGAAUCCAGCUGGACGAACCCUCCUGGUCUUUCACUUGAUGAAAUCAAGACCUUGCCUGGUGCAGAUCUCCUUAACCUCGAUGGCAAGAAAGUCGAGCAAGUUCGUGCCAGCCAUCUGCUUGUGAAGCAUAGAGGCAGCCGUCGGCCUUCGAGCUGGAAAGAGGAAACAAUCACACGUUCAAAAGAAGAGGCAAUCGAGCUACUACGCCAAUACGAAGCGCAAAUCGACAACAGCCCCGACAAAUUCGGUGAACUCGCGUCCAAACACUCCGACUGCUCUUCACACUCCAAUCGCGGUGACCUCGGUUGGUUCCAACGCGGGAUGAUGCAGAAACCAUUCGAGGAAGCAGCUUACGGUCUUGAGAUUGGCCAGAUGUCCAGCGUCGUCGAAACUGAUAGUGGCGUUCACCUCAUUUUGCGUACUGCCUGAACAGAAUUCAACAGAUGGUCAUGGUAUUUCGCGCGAUUGUCGUAGGAAGCUCAUCUCGUGUACCGUGUAAAUCGCAUUUCUCUACUUCUGUCUUAAAAUGAUAGGAAUUCAAUCAGUUAAAAGC
Messenger RNA from Fomitiporia mediterranea MF3/22, 853 nucleotides. Its product is annotated as rotamase-domain-containing protein. Gene Ontology annotation, molecular function: peptidyl-prolyl cis-trans isomerase activity; protein binding. Gene Ontology annotation, cellular component: nucleus; cytosol. NCBI's taxonomy places the organism in Eukaryota, Fungi, Basidiomycota, Agaricomycetes, Hymenochaetales, Hymenochaetaceae. The coding region runs from base 223 to 729 and encodes 168 amino acids. The transcript has 3 exons. The record is from RefSeq and is a predicted model, not a curated record.